CUUGUUUUUCGCGCCAAAAACCGGGCGUGCAUUGUCUGCUCUCGCGCGAAUCCUCCAGACUUGUAGUGCUUGUAGUUUGCGGCGAUGGCUGGGUUUGACGAUGGUGGAGUCUUUUUCAGCGACAACUUCAGCUCGGAGAACACUCAGGAUGACAGCCAGGUCAACCUGCAGGCCGUCAAGCGUCGCUUCCGCGAUUUCUUGCGGCAAUUCCACGAAGGGAACUUCAACUACCGUUACAGAGACCAGCUGAAGCAGCACUACAACAUGGGGCAGUACUGGCUGGAAGUAGCGAUGGAAGACAUCUCCAGCUUCGACGAGGUGCUUGCUGACAAGCUGAGCAAGCAGCCAACUGAACACUUGCCACUGCUGGAAGAAGCUGCCAAGGAUGUCGCCGAUGAGGUAACCAGACCGCGGCCUGAAGGAGAGGAGGACGUUGCCGACAUACAAGUGUUGCUGAAGUCAGAAGCUCAUCCUGUCCCCAUGCGUGAGAUCAAGUCUGACCAAGUUUCCAGGCUGGUCAAAGUACCAGGCAUUGUGAUCGCCGCCACUGGAAUUAAGGCCAAGGCAACCAGCAUCACUCUGCAGUGUCGUUCCUGUCGAGAGACUGUGCCCCACGUGCCAAUCAGGCCUGGCCUUGAAGGCUAUGCCAUGCCACGCAGAUGCAACAGUGAUCGUGCGGGGCAGCCCAAGUGUCCUAUCGAUCCAUUCUUCAUUGUUCCCGACAAGUGCAAGUGUGUCGACUUCCAAGUGCUCAAGCUGCAGGAGGUCCCCGAGGAGGUGCCCUACGGCGAGAUGCCUAGACACCUGCAGCUGUACUGUGAACGGUACCUCUGUGAACGUGUCGUGCCAGGCAACAGGAUUACCGCCAUUGGUGUCUACUCCAUAAAGAAGACUGGGCAUUCAACCAAGAAAGGACCUCAAGAGAAGUCGAACAUUGGCAUCCGCGCUCCAUACCUUCGAAUCGUGGGCAUUGCUGUGAACACAGAGGGCGCGGGUAGAGUUGGAGGCACAAUGCUGACACCUGAUGAGGAGGACAUGUUUCGCCACCUGGCGAGCAGCCCCAACAUCUACGAGCGCAUUGCCAACAGCAUCGCACCCUCCAUCUAUGGCUUUGCUGAUGUGAAGAAGGCCAUUGCUUGUCUGCUCUUCGGUGGCUCUGUGAAAAGGCUUCCAGAUGGUCUGAGGCGGCGAGGUGACAUCAACUUGCUUCUUCUUGGUGACCCAGGCACAGCCAAGAGUCAGCUGUUGAAGUUUGUGGAACGUGUGGCUCCAAUUGCUGUGUACACUUCCGGCAAAGGUAGCAGUGCUGCUGGUCUGACAGCUUCGGUCAUCAGGGAUCCGGCUACUCGGAACUUUGUCAUGGAAGGUGGUGCCAUGGUGUUGGCAGACGGGGGUGUUGUCUGCAUCGACGAGUUUGACAAAAUGCGAGAGGACGACCGAGUAGCCAUUCACGAAGCCAUGGAGCAACAGACCAUCUCCAUAGCCAAGGCUGGCAUCACAACAACCCUUAAUUCUCGCUGCUCGGUGCUCGCGGCAGCCAACAGCGUGUUUGGCCGCUGGGACGACUUGAAAGCAAACGAGAACAUUGACUUUAUGCCCACCAUCCUUUCUCGUUUUGACAUGAUCUUCAUCGUGAAGGACGUCCACGAUGAGAAGAAAGACUCUGCACUUGCCAAGCACGUGAUUGGUAUCCACAUGAACGCUGAGCCAACUGCCGAAAAGACGCAGGAAGGCGAGCUGAGCUUGAGCAUGCUCAAGAAGUACAUCUCCUUCUGCCGAGAUAAGUGUGGGCCAAGGCUAUCUGCUGCUGCUGCCGAGAAGCUCAAGAAUCGCUAUGUCAUGAUGCGAAAUGGAACUCGUGAACAUGAGCAGGAGUCUGUCAAAAAGUCAAGCAUACCCAUCACCGUCAGGCAGCUGGAGGCUAUUGUGCGUAUCGCUGAAUCCCUGGCCAAGAUGCAGUUGCAGCCAUUUGCUACCGAGUGGCAUGUUGACGAGGCACUGCGGCUCUUCCAGGUUUCAACGCUGGAUGCUGCGUUGUCCGGUGACCUCUCUGGUGCUGAAGGGUUCUCAACACAAGAGGAGCACGAAAUGCUUCUGCGUAUCGAAGGCCAAAUGAAGCGACGCUUCGCCAUUGGCUCUCAGGUCUCGGAACACAGCAUCGUGCAAGACUUCCUCAAGCAGAAAUAUCCGGAACGCGCAAUCUACAAAGUGCUCCACUACAUGAUUCGACGAGGGGAGAUCCAGCACCGCAUGCAGCGGAAGAUGCUCUAUCGCAUCAAGUGAUGCGGACAAAGUGUCGUAAAAGACCACUUGCCAGACCAUGUAUACUCGUAUAUUUUGUACAUACACAUUCUAAUUUUGAUAUUUGUAUUAUAUACAACAAAUAAAUUCCAAGUAAUUUCUCAAGUACACAA
Dermacentor albipictus is the source of this 2414-nucleotide messenger RNA. It is a transcript of the gene Mcm5, whose product is annotated as Minichromosome maintenance 5. Gene Ontology annotation, molecular function: 3'-5' DNA helicase activity; ATP binding; single-stranded DNA binding. The record is from RefSeq and is a predicted model, not a curated record. NCBI's taxonomy places the organism in Eukaryota, Metazoa, Arthropoda, Arachnida, Ixodida, Ixodidae. Gene Ontology annotation, cellular component: nucleus; MCM complex. Gene Ontology annotation, biological process: DNA replication; DNA replication initiation; double-strand break repair via break-induced replication.